AUGAAAGCUUUAGUAGUCUGCGCGCUGGUCUGUGUGGCCUUCAGCGGUAUUCUGAGUGCGUCGAUAAUCAGGGUGGCUCGUGAAGAUGUAGUUCCUAUCGUGGAUGAACUCAUCAAGGAAGAAGUGGUAUCCGAAUUGCGGAAUGCCGAAAUUCCUGUCGCCGUCGAGGAAGAACCAGCCAAAGUAAUCCUCGAAGAAACAGUUGUACCGGUAGAAAAUCAACGUUCCGCUGUUAAAGUGGUCGAAGUCGUCGAACCUGUGGUUUUUGAAAAGGUUGUCGUGGAUGAACCUGUCGUUAAUGCUGAAAAAGAAUCUGUAGAGUUAUUGCGCAGUGUUUCACCAGUAGUAGCCGUCGAGGAGCCGAUUGCCGUUGUCAAAGAAACCGAAGUUGUCGUCGAGCCUGUCGUAGAAGAUAAGGUAGUCGCAGCAGUUGAAUCAUUGCGUAAUGUGGAACCCGUAGUAGAGGUUGUCGAACCUGCCGUAGCUGUUGUCGACGAGCCGAAAAAGGAUGACGAGCCGACGCAAUCCGAGAGCUUACUGCGCAGCGCUCUUCCUCUUGUCGUGGAAAAAGAAGUUGUGCCAGCUGUAGCCAACGUUGAGGAAGAACCGAUCGCUCCUGCAGUGCGAACUGUUGCUGAAGUUAUUCUGGACAAAGCUGAAGCGAAACCGGUUGAAGUACCAGCCGAAGCACCUGCUGUUAAAGCUGAUGAAGUUAGCCCGGUCGAAUCGUUGAAAAGCGUAGAGCCAUCCGUAGUUGCUGAGGAGCCAGCCGCUGUGGUUGUAGAUGAAGCAAAGAAUGAACCCGUAGAUGAUCCAGAGUAUCUUCGCGCUGUACCGAUUAAGCCUUUCUUGGAACAACUAGCUGAGUCUCAAGCGGCCAACGCUAAGGCUGAUUCUGUAGUAGAGCCUCUUGUAGAAGAGAAAGUUGUUCCAGAUUCAGUUGUUGCUGCUGUCGAUUCUUUAAGAUCCAACGCACCAGUUGUAGCUGUCGAAGAGCCAAUUGCCGUUGCUGUUCCGGAAAAGGCGAAGGUUGCCGAAAAAGUUGCUGAACCUGCUGCUGAAGCUGAAAAUGUUGCUGCCGAUGAAACACCCGCUCCAGCAGUUACCGCCGAUGAAGAACCUACACCCGCUCUUGCUGCCGACGCAACCGAAGAAAAGGUUCCAGUUCCAGAAGUUCCGGUGGAAGAAAAAGUAAUUGAUCCAGUUGAAUCCCUACGCUCUGCACUUCCCGCAGCUGAAGUCGAAGAACCAAAAGUUAUCGUAACUGAAGAGAAAAAGGAAACACUCCAGACUGUGGAGAAUGAAGUUGUUCCUGCUGUCAAAGCAAUUGUAGAGGAAAAAGUUGCCGAGACCGAGCAAAAGCCAGCUGAUGAGCCAACCGAAGCUGUUCGAGCUGUUGUACCGAUUGUAGAGGAAGUUGCUCCAGUAAAGGAAGUCGAACAAGAGCCUUCUGAUGUUUUGCGUGCUGCCGAAGUGAAAGAUGAUGCUAGCACGACCGCCCGCCCAAAUCUGAUUCAGCAAAUCAUUCAACCAGUCAACAAUCUCAUCCAAAACAGCCCACUUGGACCAAUUCUGAACCGAGGCUCAACAACUGCCGCCCCAGCUGCUGGUCAGGCUGAGAACUUGAACGCCGGUGAAGUCGCGGCUGCUGCCAACGAUGAAACAGCAACCACUGCCGCUCCCAAUGUGUUCCAGCAGCUUGGUCAGAACAUCCAAAGCUUCCUAAAUCCAAACACCCAAGCCGCACAAAGCUCUGCGGAAGGUAGUACCACAGCCCGACCCAACAUUAUUCAGCAGGUAUCGAAUGCUGUCGGAUCCGUAUUCAAUCGCCCAUCCAGCAACUCCGAGCAACAGCCAACUCCUGCCACAGGCCCUAUUCAAAGCUUAGUGCAGAACGUCCAGAAUUUCUUCCGGCCACAAUCAUCUACAACUGCUACCGAGUCCGGCGCAUCCGCGGCCGAAACGCCAGCGCCCGCUGCACCCCUUACCGCCGAAGAUGCCCCUUCCGCUUGA
Wyeomyia smithii (pitcher-plant mosquito) is the source of this 2013-nucleotide messenger RNA. Its product is annotated as calphotin-like. The coding region runs from base 1 to 2013 and encodes 670 amino acids. The record is from RefSeq and is a predicted model, not a curated record. The transcript has a single exon. NCBI's taxonomy places the organism in Eukaryota, Metazoa, Arthropoda, Insecta, Diptera, Culicidae.